AGGUGUUAGUAUCAUCAUCCUGAAUUUUGCCAAACUUUAUAGUUUUCUUUUAUAUGUGCUGAGUUACUAAAACUAUUUUACUCUUCUUACAGACACACACUCUCUGCAGUACCUCCACACUCUCAUCACACCAGGAAUAAAUUUUACUGCUGUUGGUCUGCUGGAUGGAGAGCAGUGUGUGUCUUAUGACUGUAAGACCAAAAAGAUGAUCCCAAAGAUACAGUGGAUACAGAAGAUCAGUGCGGAUGAACCACAUUACUGGAACAUACAGACACAGCGUGUGAAGAAUCAUCAGGAGCACCUCCACGACAUGUGGAUACAGCAAUGAGGAACUUAAAUCAAAAUGAAGGAGUCCACACACUUCAGAGGAUGUACAGCUGUGAGCUCCAUGAUGACAGCACUACUAGAGGAUAUGAUCAGUACAGUUAUGAUGGAGAAGAUUUCAUCAGUCUGGAUCUGAACACUGGAACCUGGACUGCAGCUAAUGAUAAAGCUGUGAUCUUUAUAAAGCAGUGGGAUCCUACAGGAGAUGAAGCUCAAUACUGGAAGGACUAUUUGAAGAACAGCUGUAUUGAUCAGUUAAAGAAGUUUGUGUCUUAUGGCAGAGAGACUCUAAAGAAGAAAGUUCCUCCUACAGCAUCAGUGUUCCAGAAACACUCACCUUCUCCAGAGGUGGUGUGUCACGCUACAGGUUUAUGCAUAUAGGGUAAUGCAUAUUUUCAGUCUUUAUCAGAACUUAUGGAGUUUAUCAGUAGGUGAUUUAUUACUGUGGAUAAAAACAGAAGCUUAAAGACAAUUUCUACCUUCACCUUUACUGAGAAAGAACAGAAGUGUAAGAGCAGCAACUGAGACACUACAUACCUAAAAAUUAGGUAUAAAGCAAUCGUCAUCUCAGGUUUUAUAGGUAUACAUUUGCUGACAUUUGUGUGUGUGCACAGACAUAGACUAAUAGUAAAACAACAACAAAAACAAGCAUUUCAAAAUCAUUGACAAAAAUAUGUUUCUUUUUUGCUCUGUGUUACGUCCCUAAUAGUUGGUCUAGAGGUAUGAGAGGGAUGUAAGCAAAAAUAAAUUUUACAAUUCCCUGAGAUUGACUCUGGCAAGCACUGUCAGUGUUCUGAUUCAAGUGACAAAUAAUAUUAAGUACAAAAAAGUCUAAUAAAAGAUAAAGAAGCACUAUAUAACACUUUAUAAAACUAUUAAGUAUGAGAAAAAGAAGAAACAAACACAAACCCAGCUCUAACACUGCAGUAGCUGAUUGAGUCGUAGCAGCACCUCACUGUCAUGUCAGUGUCACUGCUGUACUGAGAAUCUCACAGCACACAAACUUCUGGACUUUUCCUUAGAUUUUUGUUUUAGACUCCAGUGGGGUUACAUUACUAUCAGCUAGGAGAAUCUCAACAACCAAACCAACACAAACUAUUUUACUGCUGAAAUGAACAGAUUUUAAUUAUUAGUUAUUAAUUAAACAGUAUUUAAUAGAGUUUGGGGUUUUUAUUAAUUGUGUUCUCAGUCAGAUUCUAAAAAACUACAAAUGUUCCCAAAAGCUUCAGUAACUGAACUCAGCAGCUGCUCAGACAUACAGUGAGUUUAUUACAUGAGAUUUCUGAUCUUUCUCAGUGCAGGAAACACACACUACAGGUACAGAAGAAAAAGACUGUGAUUAUAGUAAAAGUCUGUAUUUAUACUCACAGUGGUGAGUGAUGUGUUUAGCAGUGUUUACUGCAAUGUUUACAGAGAUACCUUGUAGUGUAGUGCUAUUUUUUAUUUGUUAUGAUGCAAAGGUGAUAUGUUCUGAGUGUUAUGAACUAAAUGCAACAUGAGCCAAGUCACAUUUCACCUUUACAUUCAUGUUUAUUUUUUUAUAAUAAAAAAAAUAAUGUGUGUGUGUGCACGUGUGCACAAAAGUGCCUAUGUUUGAGUGCAAAAGUAUUAAUACCAAGUACCUUGAAACUUUAGAGGAUUAUGCACCAUUUACAGGAUGUUUUUUCUUUUUCUCCCCAAAUUUAGUAUAACACUCUUUGAGGAAAAAGCUAUCUGUGAUUGACAGGAGACGGAGGUUAUCCCCUCCCACCCUGACAGCACAGACAAUACUUCUCAAAUUUGACUUUGCGCCUGUACAACCUUUACACAACGCUUAAAAACACUAGAAAAAUGAAACAGUUUUUAAGCCCCUAAAGCUCAAACCUGGUACACAUACUUUUGCACUCAACUGGACCUUGUUAUGUUUGUUGUAAAUAAAUCACCUACAUCUUAAAUGAACCUGUUUAUUUACUAAAUAUUAUGUUUUAUAAUUUUUUAUGAAAUAUAUUUUUAGAUAAAUUGCCUGAUAAACUUGAAAAUAAGUAUUGCAUUACACU
Messenger RNA from Hemibagrus wyckioides, 2360 nucleotides. RefSeq names its product major histocompatibility complex class I-related gene protein-like. The coding region runs from base 325 to 705 and encodes 126 amino acids. The record is from RefSeq and is a predicted model, not a curated record. The transcript has 3 exons. NCBI's taxonomy places the organism in Eukaryota, Metazoa, Chordata, Actinopteri, Siluriformes, Bagridae. Gene Ontology annotation, biological process: immune response. Gene Ontology annotation, cellular component: external side of plasma membrane.